GAGGCAUCUUGCUGCUUGAACUAUCUUUGUUGUAUGCUGUAAACAGGAACGCAGGCGAGUUCGAGACGUCGCUAUUAAGAGGCUGUUAGAGCUACUUAUUGAAAGUAACACCGCUCACUGUGAACAGAAAAUGGAAGACGAUGUAUUGACGACGCUGAAAAUAUUGAUAAUUGGAGAAAGUGGUGUUGGAAAAUCCAGCCUCCUUUUAAGAUUCACAGAUGACACAUUUGACCCGGAACAAACAGCAACAAUAGGGGUCGACUUCAAAGUGAAGACCAUUUCUGUGGACGGCAACAAGGCAAAGCUGGCGAUAUGGGACACUGCAGGACAGGAGCGCUUCCGAACUUUAACACCCAGCUACUACCGCGGCGCCCAGGGAGUCAUCCUGGUGUACGAUGUAACACGGCGGGAAACCUUCACCAAGCUCGACAACUGGCUCAACGAGUUAGAGACGUACUGCACGAGAAACGACCUCGUGAAAAUGCUUGUGGGGAAUAAAAUCGAUAGGGAAAACCACGAGCUAGACAGGGCCGAAGGGCUGAAGUUUGCGAGAAAACAUUCCAUGCUUUUUAUAGAGGCAAGUGCCAAAACCAAGGAUGGUGUCCAGUGUGCGUUUGAGGAGCUGGUGGAGAAGAUUAUCCAGACCCCCGGCUUAUGGCAGAGCGAGAACCACGGCCGAGGAGUCCAGCUCACCGACGAGGACGCAGGAGGUGGAACCUGCGGUGGCUACUGCUCCCUGGUCUAGACAGCAAACGCAUUCUAACACACACUCUCACAAACACACACACACACACACACACACACACACACACACACACACACACACACACAAGCUCAGACAUACACGUGUGAAUACCACACACUCAAAUAUAAACACAGACAAACACACACUCCUCCUGCUGUGUUGUCCCGAGCUGAGCUCCCCUCCUCAGACAUGAAGGCGGUGGAGGUCUGAGGUGGACCGUUCACACACUCUACCUGUGUUCACACAGACUUUUUGCACACUUUCUAAUAAUAAUAAUGCUGCGCUAAAAUGCAACUGCAGCUCAGCCUUCCUCUUAAUGGAAUUCGAGUGAGUUUUUCGCUCCCCUCUUUUUUGUUUUGAGUUACAGUUUCGUGCAGUUUUGGGAAACUUGGUCAAAACAUGAACCCUUCUCAUGUCACAUACAUGAUUAAUAUGUUAUAGACAUAUACAAGGAGUCCAAAAGCUUGAACCAAAGUAUGAUUGGAUAAAUCUCUUGAGUGACGAUGAGAAAUGGGAAAGUUUUGACCAAGGUUCCUUGUUUGUCUCCAGCAUGCUUAUUGUCCUCGGAGCACCUUGCCUUAGCGAGCACAUCUGUAUCAAUGCAGGGCCGACUUCUCCCCCCAGUGUUAGCCUUCCUUCUGCUCUGUCCUGUGCUUGGUCCUGCCCCUCAGACUGAACAUUGCGCUGCUUAUGGAGAAGCUUAUCAAGCCAGGCUGUCUUGUUUUCCAUCUCACCACUCUCGGUCUAAAAGCCUGGAUCAUGAGUUUCUUUUGUUUUCCACACAACUGCCUCAUUUUUUUUUUCAUAUUAUAAUAGAGUUACCAAGUGUCUGGAAUGACGUUUUACUGCUUUUAUUGACUUGGACUUCAAACCUGUGGUGUGUUUUGAAGAGUGCAUGAAUCAAAGAGAUUGGCACCAGCAAGCUUUCCACUUGGUGCCCGAAGAAGAGGGAACCUCUUAAAAUUGCACGCCUUUGUUGUAACGAGUUGCUUUAAUGGAGUGCGACUUACUGGCACUCUCUGACUCAGACAGAUAAUAUCAGUAAUAUCACUAGCACAGCUACAGUUAUUCAUAUACAUCCGUUUGACUGGACAGAGACAAAGGAAAAGUGUUCAAUAUAAGACGGGGCAGUGAGUCAUGAGGGUGUUUCCACUGGGUUUGGAAAAUCAAAGAAAAAGCUGUGUGCACCACAUCGCUAAUGGAUUUCACAGUACUCCUAUCUCUGUGUUUUUUGUAUCUGAGAAGCAGCUCUACAUGUACUGUACCCCUGACCUCUGACCAUGUUUGUAGUAUUCGAAUGCUGGUGUGUGUUCUUGGAAAAAUUCUGGGAAAUCUGGUUCUGAGAGUGUGAUCUUGUAACCAGGAUGUUGUGAAAAUGACAUGGGUUCGAGCAUGUCUCGUCACAAAUUGAUAUUUUUUAUCUCUUUAUAAAUGUGCAUGUGAAUCUCUGCGUGCCAUCUUUUGUUUGUUUGUCCAGUGAACAGCCUUCGUAGGCUUUUUACUAUAAACACUAUAACUUAUAUUUAGCUAAGAUAAGAGAUUGCAAACAAGUUUACCAUUGAUGUUUAAUGGUACUUAAACAAACAAAAAGGAAGUAGGCUUUUACUCAUUUAACUGGUAUAGCUGUCUUUUUUGUGUCCAUGUAUACCUUGUAAAUUGUGUGCAUUUUAAGGAACUCAGUGAGAUGAUUCCUGUAUGAUUUGUAAAGCUGAAUGUAUACAUAUUUCACUACAAACUUCCCGAUGUAUUAAACUGAAUAAAACUCUUUUUUUAAGCUAA
Molecule: messenger RNA, 2524 nt
Organism: Notolabrus celidotus (New Zealand spotty)
Lineage: Eukaryota; Metazoa; Chordata; Actinopteri; Labriformes; Labridae
Gene: rab18a
Product: RAB18A, member RAS oncogene family
Exons: 7
Coding region: 131-745 (204 amino acids)
Molecular function (GO): GTPase activity; GTP binding
Source: RefSeq, a predicted model, not a curated record